Molecule: messenger RNA, 1940 nt
Organism: Aegilops tauschii subsp. strangulata
Lineage: Eukaryota; Viridiplantae; Streptophyta; Magnoliopsida; Poales; Poaceae
Product: very-long-chain 3-oxoacyl-CoA reductase 1-like
Cellular component (GO): endoplasmic reticulum
Molecular function (GO): ketoreductase activity
Source: RefSeq, a predicted model, not a curated record
CUUCAACAUUCUCUAACACAUGGCAAAUUUUUCUCCCACACUAUUUGUCAGUGUUAGAAGCCCUUGUGACCAUGAGGUCACGGGUUCAAGUCCUGAAAACGGUCUCUUACAGAAAUAUCACAUGGCACAUAAUCACAUGUCAACUCUUUUACAAUUUUGUGGCAACAUUGCUCAAUCUCACAUGGCAACAUUACUCAAAAACACAUGGUAAUCUAGCUCAUGACCCUAUAUUCAUGUGUUUAUUGCUUUCCCGGGAAGCAAGCGAAAGGGUAAAGAGGAGAUUGGUCGCAAUCUACAACACAUUCCCAUGACAAACUUCAUCCAUAACCACAUCCCCAUAAACAAGGGACCCGUAAACUAGUACUCCCUCUAUAAUAAACUAACGUUGGUGAUUUAAACGUUUUUAUAUUAGUUUAUGGAGGAGUAGUAUUCUUUUUUUUCUUUGAGGAACGAUACUAAAGUGGUUAUGGAUAACAAAUCCGUCUAUUUAAUACGAGAACCUCGAGGGCUUAGCACACGCAGUGAGCCAGCGACACAUACACGGCGCGCGCGACACGCUGUGGAGAGACAGAGAGAUGAUGCGCGGCGACGCUCUCCUCCGGCAGGAGCCAUGGUUCAUCUCCCUGGCCACCCUCGGCGCUCUGUACUCAGCAGCCGUGGCGCUCCGCCUCCUUUCACACCUUGCCCUCCUCCUGCGCCGGCCGACGGACCUCCGCCGCCGCUACGGGGCAUGGGCAGUCGUGACCGGUCCGACGUCCGGCAUCGGCGAGUCCUUGGCACUGGAGCUCGCGCGCAGGGGCCUCAACCUCGUCCUCGUCGGCCGCGACCCUGCCAAGCUCCAGGACAUCUCCGAGACCAUCUCCAAGACCCGCGCCGUGCAGACCAAGACCGUGGUGUUCGACCUCUCGCUCGUCGCCAGACCUGAAGGGGACGAGGCGAUGCGGCGGCUCCGGGAGGAGGUGGAGGGGCUGGACGUGGGGCUGCUGGUGAACAACGCCGGGGUGGCCAAGCCAUGCGCGGUGUACCUGCACGAGAUGGACGUGGAGGCGUGGGUGCGGAUGAUACGGGUGAACCUGUGGGCGCUGACGGAGGUGACCGCGGCGGUGCUGCCGGGGAUGGUGCAGCGGGGCAGGGGCGCCGUCGUCAACAUCGGCUCCGGGUCGUCGGAGGCCAUCCCCUCCUUCCCACUCUACUCCGUCUACGCCGCUUCCAAACGGUACGUUGCGCAGUUCUCCAGGAGCCUUUACGUUGAGUACAGAAGCAAAGGGAUCGACGUGCAAUGCCAGGCCCCGCUGUUCGUGGAGACGAAGAUGACGUCGAGAGCCGCGAAACGCGGCAAGCGAGGCCCGUUGUCGCGGCUGGUCAUGCCGACGUCGGACGCGUACGCGCGGGCGGCGGCGCGCUGGAUCGGGCACGGCCCGCUCUGCAUGCCCAACCUGGGCCACCGGCUCCAGUGGUACCUCUGCCUCGUCGCGCCGGACCGGCUACUCGACGCGCUGCGCCUGCGCGAGAACCUGAGGCAGAGGGCCGUCUUACAGCGGCUCAGGUCGCCGAGGGCGCCGCCGCACGCCAACGGCGGCAAGCAGAGCUAGGCUUGGCCCCGAGCGCGUGCAUACGGCGUGGCCGAAAGAACCAGCUAUGACAUGAUAUUUAUUUUUAUAUAGGAAGCUAUGAUAUUUUUAUAUAGGAACCAGCUAUGUAUUAUCUGUAUCUCUGAACCGCGGUUUGGUUCAAAUCUCGCCGUCGGUGCAUACGCGUGACGGGUGCUACAUGUAUAUCUUCGUCAAGGACCAAGCUCAAAAUGAGAAAAGAAAGGGGCUGUUUGGUUGCUGCCUAUUCGCCUCGCCAAAUCGCAGACCGGCCAAAAAAUUGCGACCGAUUCGUGCGCCCUAGUUUUACGAGAGCAACUAGUUGGCGAGCGCUUCUUCGGGAGCCUCACA